This is a messenger RNA of Vigna angularis (adzuki bean), 6762 nucleotides long. RefSeq lists its product as uncharacterized. Gene Ontology annotation, biological process: tRNA methylation. The record is from RefSeq and is a predicted model, not a curated record. Bases 165 to 6704 code for a protein of 2179 amino acids. Gene Ontology annotation, cellular component: cytosol. Lineage: Eukaryota; Viridiplantae; Streptophyta; Magnoliopsida; Fabales; Fabaceae. The transcript has 4 exons.
UUUCAUCGAACAUCAUAUCGGCACCUCUUUCCCUUCUAAACACCCAAAACGAACUCUCACACUCACGCAUUCACUGUCUGUGUGAGGAAUUUCGUCGAACAUCGACGCGUCGCCACCUUCAUUUAUCUUCGAAGACUUUGUGAGAGGAAUUUAUUUUAUCAAACAUGUCGUCGGCGAAGUGGCGCGCCUUGCAGCAUCGCCACCGCUACACCUACACCGCUGUGGUUUUCCCUCCGUCGUUCCUCUCCUCCCUCUCCCUCCUCCUCUCCGACCCUCUUUUCUCCCCCUUCCACUCCUCCCUCCUCCACUUCACUUCUCUCUCCUCCACCCUCUCCCAACUCUCCCACGCCAAAAACCUCGCCUCCACCUUCCUCCACCUCCUCCAAGCCCACCCUCCCCCCGAACCUCAAACUCCUCUUAACCUUGCCUGCGAACUCUAUCUCCACCUCCUCUUCCUCGAAAACUCCAACCCCCUCCACAAAACCUUCCUUUCUCCCCUCGCCAAAACCACGCCGUUCCGCUCCAUCCUCGCCACUUCCUUCGGCACUCUCCUCCAUAACAACCAUGCCUUCCCGCGCUUCGCCGUCUCUCGCGCCGCGCUCUCUGUCCUCGGCAUGCCCAAGCUAGACUACCUCGCCGCAGUAGUGGAAGAUUGCGCUGUCCUCGUUGCCUCCGAUGCCGUUAAUGGCCUAACCGGCGUUGUUUCCGAGACUGAGAGGCCUUCGCCUGUUCUCAUGGAACAAUGCCAGGAGGCUCUGUCUUGUUCAUAUUACUUGCUACAGAAGUUUCCUUCCAAGUUUCGCGAAAGUGAGGGUGGUGAGAGCGGUGUUGUCAUGGAAGGGAUUGUGAGUGUUGUGUUGAGUGUUUUGAGUUCAACUGCGUUUUCGAGGGACUGUCUCGUGGCGGCUGGUGUGGCUCUGUGUGCUGCUUUUCAAGUUUGUGUGAGUAAAGAAGAGCUUGGUUCGGUGUUGAUUCGAGGGGUGUUUAAUAAUAGCUUGCAGGGUUUGGAUUUGAGUGGUGGUGGUGGUGACAUUGGUGAGGUCAGGGAUGUGAUUGGGAGGAUUCCUUGUAAGGGGGAUUUGUAUUUUGGGAUUUCUGGCCUUUCUGUGUUGAGUAGGCUUUGUUUAAUUAGAGGGGUUCUCACUGCGGUUUCUAGGGACUUGCUUAAUGCUCAUUUUAGUGGUGUGGGUGGUAUUAAGACUGUCUUGUAUGAUGGGGUUUUGCCUGAGCUGUGUAGAUUCUGUGAGAAUCCUGUUGAUAGUCACUUCAACUUUCAUGCGCUUACGGUGAUGCAGAUUUGUUUGCAGCAGAUUAAGGCGUCGUUGUUGGCGGGUUUAACUGAUAUGUCCGGGGAGUAUGAGCCAAUUCCGGAGGAAAUGGGGGUGCGGUUGCUUAGGAUUAUUUGGAAUAACUUGGAGGAUCCUCUGAGUCAAACAGUGAAGCAGGUGCAUCUCAUUUUUGACCUGUUUCUCGACAUUCAGUCUUCCCUCUGUGAGGGUGGGGAGAGAAUAAAGGAGUUUUUGGUGAAGAUUGGAUCGGAUCUUCUUUCGUUGGGGUCUCGGUGUAAGGGGAGAUAUAUUCCAUUGGCAUUGCUGACGAAGAGAUUGGGAGCGAGGAAAAUGUUGGAAAUGACUCCAGAUCUGCUGUUUGAGACAACACAGGCAUAUAUUGAUGAUGAUGUCUGCUGCGCUGCCACAUCGUUUCUGAAGUGCUUCCUUGAGUGUUUGCGUGACGAGUUCUGGGAGAGUGAUGGUAUUGAAGGAGGAUACGCUCUCUAUAGAGGGCAUUGUCUUCCCCCAGUUCUGUAUGGGCUAGGUUCUGGAUCAUCGAAACUUCGCACCAAUAUAAAUACUUAUGCCCUGCCAGUUUUACUGGAAGUGGAUGUGGACAGUAUAUUUCCCAUGCUUAGUUUCAUCUCGGUUGGGCCAAAUGGGGAUGAGAACAGACUACAAUAUACAGAACUUGUUUGCUUGGACAUGGAAGUGAAUCUCGAACAGAGAAUUGCUAUUCUAGUUUCAUUGCUGAAGGUAUCUCGGUCACUUGCUUUGGUUGAAGGAGACAUUGAUUGGGCAGAAGAUCCUUCAGUGAAUGAAAAGGAGCCUGGGCUGGGAAUUGAAAGCCAUGCUAUUGUUUGCAUUAAGGGAAUAAAUGUUAGGAUCCAUGUUCAGUGGCUAGUAAAUGCAUUGACUCAUGUGGACGAGUCACUGCGUGUUGAUGCUGCUGAGUCUCUUUUCUUAAACCCCAAGACAGCUAGUUUGCCUGCUCAUCUAGAGCUCACUCUAAUGAAGGAAGCUGUGCCUUUGAAUAUGAGGUGUUGCUUCUCAGCUUUUCAGAUGAAGUGGAGCAGCUUGUUUCGUAAGUUCUUCUCUAGGGUUCGAACAGCCCUGGAGAGACAAUUCAAGCAAGGAAACUGGAGCCCUCUCGAGCAUGCUAAAGGUAAUGAAGUUUAUCCUUCUAAAGGGAAUGAUAAGGAAUCAACAAUCAAAAGAGCCGAUCAUCUUUUUCACUUUAUGAGGUGGUUGAGUGGCUUCUUAUUUUUCUCGUGCUAUCCUUCUGCUCCUUACAAGAGGAAAAUAAUGGCGAUGGAUCUCAUCUUAAUUAUGAUAAAUGUUUGGUCUAUUAAGUCAUCAAUUUGUGAUGAGUCUAAUAGUUCUUUGCCGGGAAGUCAACUUUAUCCUUACAACAAGGGGAUGACUUCAUCUGAUUCAACUCUAUUGUUAGUUGGGUCAAUUGUUGAUAGUUGGGACAGGUUGAGAGAAAAUUCAUUUCACAUAUUACUCCAUUUUCCUAGUCCACUACCUGGAAUUUCUAAUGAAGACACGCUGAAGAAGCUAAUUGCUUCGUCAAUGAAAUUAGUUUGCAGUCCACGUGUAAGGGAAAGUGAUGCUGGAGCUCUAUCCUUACGACUUAUAUUUAAGAAGUACGUGCUGGAGCUAGGUUGGUUGAUUGAAGAUUCAUUAAAUGUUGUUCAUUUAAGCUCAAAGUCUGAAUUGGUAAAUGAAGUUAGCCAGUCCAAUAAAUCCAGAAAUCCUGUAAUAACGUAUUUGAAAUCAAUGAUUGAUUGGCUGGAUGCUGCUGUAAGAGAUGGGGAACAAGAUCUUUCUAAAGCAUGCAAAAACAGCUUUGUCCAUGGUGUAUUACUUGCUUUGCGCUAUACUUUUGAGGAACUGGAUUGGAAUUCUGAUGUCUUAUCAUCUAGCAUCUUGGAGCUGAGAUAUUUGUUGGAAAGACUUCUAGAUCUUGUUGUUCGGAUAACUUCAUUGGCACUAUGGGUGGUUUCUGCAGAUGCUUGGCAUUUGCCUGAAGACAUGGAUGAAUUGCUUGAUGAGGAUAAUCUUUUGAUGGAGAUACCAUACGAUGAGCAUAUGCCUUCAUCUGAAUGUGAAAAUAAUAAUUCAAAUCCUUCUCAUGAUGAUGGCCGAUCAUCAGAACAGAUAGUCAUGGUUGGUUGCUGGCUUGCCAUGAAAGAGGUGAGCCUUCUUUUGGGGACUAUUAUACGAAAGGUGCCAUUGCCAAGGAAUACUUCUUCGGAUUUAUCUGAUUUAGAGGGGCAUUCUGUUGACUUUUCAUCUGAUUCUGUGCUUGACUUGGAACAACUUAAAACAAUAGGAAAUCACUUUUUAGAAGUCCUCUUAAAGAUGAAGCAUAAUGGUGCAAUUGAUAAGACGAGGGCUGGGUUCACAGCUCUUUGCAAUCGAUUACUCUGCUCUAAUGACUCAAGACUUCAUAGAAUGACAGAGGCUUGGAUGGAACAACUUAUGCAAAGAACUGUGGCCAAAGGACAAGUAGUGGAUGACUUGCUGAGAAGAAGUGCUGGAAUACCUGCUGCAUUUAUUGCUCUGUUCCUUUCAGAGCCAGAAGGCACCCCAAAGAAGCUUCUGCCUCGGGCAUUAAGAUGGCUUAUAGAUGUAGGUAAUGGGUCCAUGCUGAAUCAGAUUGAAAACAAUAGCUUCGAUGGUGACCCAUGCAAGUCAAAUGAUUCUGCAAAUGGAAAUAAUUCUACACGGGCAGCUGAAAGAAAUGUCAAUCUGACGUCGUCAAAGAUCAGAGAUGAAGGUGUCAUUCCUACAGUACAUGCAUUUAAUGUUCUAAGAGCUGCAUUCAAUGACUCCAACUUGUCUACUGAUACAUCUGGUUUCUCUGCCGAGGCUUUGAUUUUGUCCAUUCGUUCUUUCUCUUCACCGUAUUGGGAGAUUAGAAACAGUGCUUGUCUGGCUUACACUGCCCUGGUUCGUCGCAUGAUUGGAUUCCUUAAUGUUCAUAAGCGGGAAUCAGCACGACGGGCAAUAACUGGACUUGAAUUUUUUCACAGGUAUCCGUCAUUGCAUUCAUUUCUGUUUAAUGAACUGGAAGUUGCCACAGAGUUUUUGGGUUGUGCAUCUUCAGAAGAUUUAGAGUCCAUCCGUGGAAAUAAUUUGCAUCCGAGCUUGUAUCCAAUUCUGAUUCUCUUAUCAAGGCUCAAGCCUUCAUCAAUUGCUGGUGAGACAGGAGAUGAGCUAGACCCUUUCCUUUUCAUGCCUUGGAUUAGAAGGUGCUCAACCCAAAGCAAUUUACGAGUUCGUGUUCUUGCAUCCAGAGCUCUAACAAGUAUAGUAUCAAAUGAGAAAUUGCCUGCAGUCCUUCACAAUAUUAUAUCCGAGUUGCCCUCUGUAGAUAAACUGAUCAAAUCAACUAGUUUUCCAAUUUCUUUCAACUUCAUUCAUGGAAUUCUCUUGCAGUUGAGCGCUUUACUGGAUAUAAAUUUUAGGAAUCUCGCUGAUAACUCGAGGAAAGAUCAUAUCAUUGGUGAGUUGAUUCAAAAUCUUCUACUACGGUCAUGGAUUGCAAGGCCCACUCAUUGUCCGUGCCCUAUCCUUAAUGAAACAUUCUUAAGAGUUCUGGAUCAAAUGCUCAAUAUGGCAAGAACAUGCCAGAUCUCAAAACAUUUCCGUUCCAUUUCCAAGCUGCUAUUGGAGCUGUCAACAGAAUGCUUAGAUUUAGAAUCACAUAGCCUGUCAUAUUAUGAUCCAACCAUUGCCAAACUUCGUGAGCAAGCAGCCAUUUCAUAUUUUGGAUGUUUUUUUCAUGCACCUAUGGAUGAGGAAGAGACAAUCAAUAUGAGACUAAGGCAUUCUCUUCCCAAUUCAGAAUCAUUUCCUGAAGAUGAAAUGGAAAAUACAUCUUUUGGUCUUUUGGAUAGGUUGAUUUGCUGCUUGUCAGACUCAUUAUAUGAAGUUCGGCUUGCAACACUGAAGUGGUUGCUGAAGUUCCUGAAAGCAUCGGAGCCUUCUGGCAAGGUCUAUGAUCUAUUCCGUAAUGACAUCACGGCUGUUCAACUCUGGGUAAAAACUAACCUUCAUGGAACCUUGGUGAACAUUUUGGCAUCAGAGAAGCACCACAGAUGUACAAAUUACAUUCUGAAGAUCCUUGUAGCUUGGAGUUUGCUGCAGUUUGGAAAGUUGGGUCAAGAGAAGUGCACCGGUACAGGUUAUGUUGGUGAAAUGGACUUUGAUUCCGUAUUGAAAUUUUGGAAUGAAUUAGUUUUCUUGUACAAGCAAGCAAGACAUGCAAAGACCCAAGAGACCCUUGUUCGCUGUCUGGGAGUAUGCAUCAAGAGAAUUACAAUGUUGUUUGCAAGUUCUAUUAUACCAAAUGACGGAAUAGAUUUUUCAGUAUGUGGUGAAAUUCAUGAGGAGGAAAUGGUAGUUUGUUUGUUUGAUUGCAUUGUUUUUUUCUGUAACAUGAUUAAACAAUGUAGUUCAUCAUCUGAGCCGGCGAGUAUCCGCUAUGCAGCAGCUGAAUCUUUGAUAGCAUCUGGUUUGCUUGAGCAGGCUGGGCUCCUUGGCUCAUUUGUUUCAAAUAACCAGAUUCCCUUGGGCACUUCAUCUUGUUUUGUGAAAAAUGAAGCUAUGAACUCGUAUGCUCAUCAGGUACUAGAGGUGUGGCUCACAUGCAUUAAGCUUUUGGAAGAUGAAGAUGAUUCUGUUAGAUUGAGGCUUUCCUCAGAUGUUCAGAAGUGUUUUACUAAAGAAAAAAGUAGGAGCAACCAUCCUCCUGGAUUGGUUCCAAUCCAAGUAGAUAGAGUGAUAAGACUCUGUUUUGACCACCUCUCUUCCAUUUUUGGCCACUGGAUUGAUUAUUUCGAUUAUCUUUGUCAAUGGGUAUUACGUGCUGAAAACUGUGUAGCACCCGAAGGAGAUCUUGUGAGACGGGUAUUCGACAAGGAGAUUGACAAUCAUUAUGAAGAGAAGCUGUUGAUCAGUCAAAUUUGUUGCUCCAACAUGGAAAAACUACCUAUUUUGAAGUCCUGGGCUGACAGAGAUGAAUUCAGGAGCUAUUUACAUGAAUGGAGAGUUAGAUUUUCCCAUCAACUAGUGUCAUAUGCUCAAGACCAUAUUGUGAAACAGGAAGGGAAUGAUUGGAUAGGAGGCGUGGGUAACCAUAAAGAUGCAUUUUUACCCUUAUAUGCAAAUUUACUCGGUUUCUAUGCUAUUUCUAACUGCAUUUUCCUUGUAUGUAAUGAUGCCAAACUACUACUAUCUGAUGUAGUUGUUCUUGGAAGAGCCAUCAAUCCAUUUCUUAGAAACCCUUUGAUUUCUAACCUAUUUAAGUUAGUUGUAGAAUCACAUGAGAAAGUGGCCGGUGAUGUUGCUGAAGGCUUGCUUCCUCAGAUCGAAAAUUGCUCUAUCUGGGAUAGUUUUAACCCUUAUUUUCUUCUUUAUUAGGAUUUGUAUACUGGGUGUAGAUUCUCAUAAAAGUCCUUUAUGGGGAGCUUUUACCAAA